AAUGAGUUUGUGCUGCGCGUCCUCUGGCCUGGCUGGGCUGGGUCCGUCACUUCCUGCCCCCUAGAGCCGGCACGACUGAGUCUGAAAUCCUGGGGGGGGCGGGGAGGUUGAGCUGCGUUCGCCACCAACAUGCCCUUUGAUUUCAGGAGGUUUGACAUCUACAGGAAGGUGCCAAAAGACCUUACUCAGCCAACAUUUACAGGAGCAAUUAUUUCUGUCUGCUGCUGUUUCUUCAUAUUGUUUCUAUUCCUGUCUGAGCUUACUGGAUUCAUAGCCACUGAAAUCGUUAAUGAGCUCUACGUGGACGAUCCAGACAAAACCAGUGGUGGUAAAAUAGAAGUAAAUUUGAACAUCAGCUUGCCAAAUCUGCACUGUGAAUUGAUUGGACUGGAUAUUCAAGAUGAAAUGGGAAGACAUGAAGUUGGACACAUUGACAAGUCAAUGAAAAUUCCUCUGAAUAAUGGGGAUGGAUGCAGAUUCGAGGGCCAUUUUAGCAUCAACAAGGUUCCAGGUAACUUUCAUGUAUCAACACAUAGUGCCACUGCACAGCCUCAAAAUCCUGACAUGACACACAUCAUCCACAAACUCUCCUUUGGUGACAAGUUACAGGUCCAGAACAUUCAUGGAGCAUUCAAUGCACUAGAGGGAGCAGACAAGCUCAGCUCAAACCCCCUUGCAUCCUACGAUUAUAUACUGAAGAUUGUUCCCACUGUGUAUGAAGACAUAAGUGGCAAACAACGUUACUCAUACCAAUAUACUGUAGCCAAUAAGGAGUAUGUAGCGUACAGCCAUACAGGGCGCAUCAUUCCGGCCAUCUGGUUUCGCUAUGACUUGAGUCCCAUCACAGUGAAAUAUACAGAAAGGCGACAGCCCUUGUACAGAUUUAUCACAACGAUUUGUGCCAUCAUUGGAGGAACGUUCACUGUGGCUGGGAUUCUUGACUCCUGCAUUUUUACUGCCUCUGAAGCCUGGAAAAAGAUCCAGCUAGGGAAGAUGCAGUAGCAAAGCAACUCUCCUCCAAGUCCUACGGGAAGAAGCAAAGAAUGAGAACCACACUGCUAUCCAUUUUUCUUCUUUGUAUCAGUUUCAGUUGGUAUAUGUUGCUUUAGUUAGUUAAUUGAAGACUUUGUAAAGGAGCAAACAAAUCUAGUAGAGUAAUCCUAAUAAGGAGCUGGGAAGGUGCAAGGCACUGGAUGCACCACUACAUUCAAAGCAGGGCAGAAGGUGGGGUGAUCACUCUGUUGGCAUAGCUGAGGACCCAAGGACUGGGUCCCUCAAGGGGGUCCCUGGGGCAUGGAUCCAGCAGAUCUAAAGUUGCCAGGACUGUGUCCUUGCCUCAUUUUGGAGCUUUCUGUACCCUGUUGCCAGCAGGAGAACUGUCACUGGGAGAUUGCCCCUCCUCAGCCACACUCCUCUCUACUGGCAGAGGCCAACAGAAUCAAUACCACGUCCUACCACCCCCUCUCCAGCCAGUGAAAUGUUAGGACAGGAUUGUGCUCCAGGUCUUUGGACGAUGGCAGCACUAACAAGGGGUUCAUAUGGUGAAAAUGAUUUUCUGAGGUUAGUUACCUUUUAUGUUUUAAAACUAAAUCCUAUGGAUCUGGCUAAUAAUAGUUUUAAAACCUUGCAAGUUCUGAAGUAAAGGCAAAAUCUAAUUAUGCAAAUCAGAUUUUCACUCAAAACAAGACAGUCAUGUUGUCUUGUGAUAAAAACUGCAUAGUCUGGAUAUUCAAAAUAACAGUGACAGGUCAUUUGAUCUGUUGUGAAAUAUUAGUUCUCUACGGUGAAUGCAAGCACAUUAGGGGAGAUGGCAUCGAGAUAUUUUAGAUACUCGCUGAAAAACUCCCCUUUGUGCGCAUGUAGUGGUGGUGACACUAUUAAACAGAAUUAAAUGUUAAACAGUAAUUGAUUCUCCAGCAAAACUAUAGAGGAGAGAACAAUCUAUCUCUCUUAGUCUUCUGGGAUGUUAAACAUUUUUAAACUUCUUUUCAGAAACUGAAUAUCCAGUCUUAGUAUUAAUAAAUGGGAUAAGAUAACAGGGAAAAAAUAGAAUACAUGAAAUAAGAACUGUAAUAUGCGGCCUUUGUAUAUGAAGGGGAGUAUCUCUACUGAUGUAUUUUUGUGACUUUCUUCUGCCUCUUGAAACACAGACCACUCACCAUGUUGAGGUUAGCAUGUUUGACUUGAAGGAGCGGAGUACUUAGACACUCAAGUAACCUGGGAGGAUGAGCAUCAUUUUGAAAGUCACAAAUGCAAAGAAGAUAGGACUUAGCCCCCCCCCAAGGAAUCCAAAUCCUUGUACACUUUUUCCAGUCGUUUGCCUCUCUUGAAACUUACUUUAGAUUGUCAACAUUUGCCAAACUGACAACCAUGAAGGCAAAGGGCAUAUUGUCAUAUUAUUUUCUGAUGCAUAGGAGAUAGGCACAGCACUGUGAAAAACAAGAUUGCUAUAUGGAAGUUUUCUGCAGGUGUAUUUCAGUCUCUGUAUAAAACAAUAGUUUGUUCAAGCUCACAAAGGCAGAAAGACAGAAAUACUACCAGGAGUAGUUUUUAAUAUGCUGUUGACACUGGGAAGUACAAUAAGAUCUAUAAUUUCCAUAGACGUCAAGUAGACCUUUUAUAUAUGAACCAACUGAUAAUUAAUUGCAUGCUUUGUACAUUUUAUAUCACCUAGGUAUAAAUACACGUUGGCUGUGUGUUCUCUAGGUUUUGCUGCACCUCUUAAAAUAAACACUAAGAAUUUCCAUGUUACAAUUUGCUGGGAGCAGGGACGGAGCAUUCUUUUGCUGCUAAAAUAAUGUAUGAUCUUUUAAGGAUAACCUUUUUUUAAAUUUGGAAGUGUCAAAUCAAUACACUGUGACUAAAUGAUUUUGGAAGUAUUUCACCAGAAGUAUUUCAUGGCACAAUUCUGUGCAUAUUUACUUGGCAGUAAGUCUCAUGGAGGUCAAUGGAGUUUAUUUCUAGCUAAGAGGAAAUAGGAUUACAGCAAGGAUGGGGAACCUGUGCCCCUCCAGGCAUUGUUGGACUAUAGUUCACUUCAUCCCUGAACAUUGGCCGUGCUGAUGCUGGCUUGCAGGGCCAUCUCGUGUGUGUGCACCUGGUAUCAGCAGCCACUCUUCCUGGCCAACUCUGCGGUCUCCCUCCAACCCUGUGAGGCUCUCGACCUCCUCUUUUCCUAGAUGAAGGCAGGGUGGGAGGAUUUCAGCCAGUGCUGCUGCCGCCAAAGUGAUGGCAAAACAACAGCAAAAAGUAAGCCAGGGGAGGGGCUGCCACCAUCACCAUUGCUAUGAAGAAGAGGAUGGGCGGGAGAGGCAGGAGGAAAAUGAAGACAAGAGGGUGGAACACUAUGAUUUGCCCCAGGCAUGCCCCCAGGGAUGGCCCUGCUGGCUGGAGCUGAAGGGAGUUGGAUUCCAAUACCUGCAAAUUAGCCCACCCAGCCCCAGAUUACAGCCUUAAUCUGGCCAGUACGUAUGUUUGAAAAUUUCACGGUGUUAUGGUGUAUGGAAGAUAGUAACUUUUAUUAAAAUUCUUGCUGAUUUUAUUUCUUACCAUCCCUUUCUUUCUUGAUUUCCCCUCACCCCAGUCCUUUUACAAUAAUAAAACAUCUGUAGAAUUUCAAUUUUUCUUACGAAAUGAUUUAUUAUAUUGAUGUAAAACUGGAUCUUGUAACUUCCUGUAUCUUGUUUAAUAUUUGGAUGGAUUUUAUAUAUUUUUUUCAGUUGCAAAAAUCAAAUUGAAAAUAAUACAUGAAUGUUCACUUCUA
Rhineura floridana is the source of this 3763-nucleotide messenger RNA. It is a transcript of the gene ERGIC1, whose product is annotated as endoplasmic reticulum-golgi intermediate compartment 1. Gene Ontology annotation, cellular component: endoplasmic reticulum; Golgi membrane; endoplasmic reticulum membrane. The record is from RefSeq and is a predicted model, not a curated record. Lineage: Eukaryota; Metazoa; Chordata; Lepidosauria; Squamata; Rhineuridae. The transcript is spliced from 10 exons. The coding region runs from base 130 to 1002 and encodes 290 amino acids. Gene Ontology annotation, biological process: endoplasmic reticulum to Golgi vesicle-mediated transport; retrograde vesicle-mediated transport, Golgi to endoplasmic reticulum.